This is a messenger RNA of Xiphophorus maculatus (southern platyfish), 3091 nucleotides long. RefSeq names its product DC-STAMP domain containing 1 (gene dcst1). Gene Ontology annotation, cellular component: membrane. The transcript is spliced from 16 exons. Bases 213 to 2051 code for a protein of 612 amino acids. The record is from RefSeq and is a predicted model, not a curated record. NCBI's taxonomy places the organism in Eukaryota, Metazoa, Chordata, Actinopteri, Cyprinodontiformes, Poeciliidae.
GUCGGCCAGGAUCUGCUGGGAGACCUGCUGCAGUGUGCGGCUGGCGUUGGCGUCCACCUCGAAGACUAACUGAAACCGGUUGCCAUGGAGACCACAGGGGCUUCCGGAAGCUCAACAGUUUGUCAGAACUUUUAACUGAUGGCGCAUCCUGACCCGCAGACACCUUCAGCUCUUCCCUGAUUCGCAGAAGACCUGCCCGCUGCCUGCUCCAGAUGUGUGGGGCCCCUCCGGUGGGGUGGAGGGCCGUCCGGCUUCCACAGGGCAGCCGGGCGGCCCAGGUCGGCAGAGGCCUGUUCGGCGCGGCGGGCGGCUCAGUUUUGUACCUGGGAUUUGCCCACAACUUACCGCUGACCUUUGACCUGAAGCUGGCAGUAGGGUUUGCAUUUGUCGGUGUGUGUAUCGUAGGUGGAUUCCUGUCCUCGUCCUUCAGAUGUACCAUCCUCCUCACGUUACCCAGCAUCCUCGGCUCUCGUGGUCGUUCCUACCUGAUGGUUAUGAUUGUGAUGAUUCUGUACAGAGGUCCGAUCUCCAACACGGAGCGGAACGCCGAGGUGGCGGCGCUGUCGCUCAGCUGCAACCUGGACCUGCAGGUGCAGCACAGCAAGGUGCUGUGGCGGCUGGCCGCCAGGCCCUUCCUGCUGGUUGCCAAGCAACUGAUGAAAGAUAAAGUGGAGUUUGAGUCGGAGUCUCUGGACAUCAACAAGAAGUUCCAGAACGUCCGAGACGAAGUUCUGCUGCAGUACGGAUAUGAUCCGAUCCAACCCGGCGGCGCUGCCCGGGAAAACAGCACUCAGGAGCAGUUUGCCUCCAACACUAGGAGGCGCUGUGACGGUGUGGUGGACGAGGGCAUCCGGCGCUGCGCUGGUUGGUUCAGGCAGAAGUGGAGUGAGUGCAUGAAAGCCAUUCCUGUUCCCAUCAUCAACCACAUCCUCUGUAUUUCAAUGAAAUUCGACUUCCUGUGUGACGUCAUGAGAAUCAUGACUCCGUGGUGCAGAGAGCAGAUUCCCGUGGAGAGGAACUUCGGUCAGCUGUACGAUCGGCUCAACGUUUCCAUGGACCGUCUCUCCAGAGAGUUCCGCGCCCGGGUCGUCGUCCAGGAGGAGCAGCAGCAGUCGGUUCUGGACGGAGUCCAGUUGGACCGGGUCUUCACUGAGUCCGUUAAGGAAUCCUUCCAGCGCCUGACGAAGAGGAUGGAACAGGGGAUGAAGGUCCUGGAGAUGGUGCUGUCCUUCACCUUCAUCACCGUCUUCAUCCAGGCGGUGCAGUACCUCCGCUCCUACAGGACAAACAUCUCUUUUGACAACGUCUACAUCACCUCCUACUUCAGACGGAUCGACGAGCGCAGACGACGAGCGGGGAAACAUGUCCUGCUUCCUCUCAGAAAGUCGGAGAGAAAACGGUUCAUCGCCCCGAUGAGUCCGAAGAUCAACUCUGAGGAGCUGAUACAAGUGGCCUCAGCAGGCUUUCAGGUUCUGGCCAUCUCACUGCUGGCCGUGGUCCUGCUGGUCAUCGACUUCUCCCUGUUCCACGUCCUGGACAUCAUCAGCAGACACACCUUCACACAGUUCAACAUCACAAGCAGCCAUCACAUCGACAUCAGCGUGGGCGGAGACACCAUGAUGGCCCGCCUCCUGCGCACCACCAUCUCUGGCUUCAACAGCUCCUCCGAGACGAACGUCCAGAGCGACAACCGCGCAUGCAUGUCCGCCCCCUCCCGCCUCCCUUUUGAAGUGUAUGCGAGGUGUGUGGGCGGAGUCCUGGUGGUGGCGCUGUUCAGCUGCGUCCAGGUUUACACCAACCGCCUGCGCCACGUCAUCGCAGCUUUCUACAACCCAAAGAGGGAGAAGAAGCGUGUCUUGUUCCUCUACAACCUGCAGCUCCAUAGACGGCUGUCGUCCCCCAAUUGGAAGAUGAACAUGAGCCGAAGACAGAGGACGAGGACGGGGAUGAGGACGAUGUUUCAGCGCCUGACCAGGUGGGGGCGCCGUCUCCUUCGUCACCCCCGACAGGAUGCCUCAGACCAGGAGGAGACUCACUACGCUAGCAGCUAGCAGCUAGUCGGGGAUCCGCCUGGAGACGCUCUCACUAACGUUCAUCACCCCAGAUAAAACACGUCCUCCUCCUUCAUGACUGGAGACCGAAACCGGAGAUAAAUGUGAUGCAAAGAAAAUCAUCUGGAAGAACGACAACUUUCCCUGGAAUGUCAGCCAUAUUUAUGAGGCUCUUCAGAACAAACAGGCCGCACCAAAUCACUCAAUAAUAAAUAAAACAACAGAUCUGAUCUGAGUCAGAGUUCAGGGUUUGAAACACCAUUAGUCUUCACACCAACUGAACUUUUCCUCAUUUCUUCGUAAAACAUGGAGAACGUCUCUGAACAUCAGUUCAGUCCUGCCACAGAUUGGCUCAGGUCUGGGCUUUGACUAGGCCACUGAUCUCUCUCUGGCUGUUUGUUUUGAGUUGUUGUUCUGCUGGAAGGUGACCCUUGACCCCAGUCAGCUCUCCUGCAGGGUUUGUGCCCAGAAUGUUCUGAUUUAGCCCCACCAUCAGCAUGAUGCUGCCAUGUGUUCUCUCAUAUGUCUUGGUCCUCUACCUGAAGCGGAGCAGAACUCUGCAGUUUGGUGGUGUAUGAAUACUUGUGUACUCAGACUGCGCCACUCAUGGAGGAAGAGGAAGAGUUCACUGCUCCUCUUUCUGCAUGCAGCCCAGGGUUUGACCACGUGAUGUGAUUACCGCCGCAGCAUGACGUCAGCAGCUGAUCCGCUGCAGCACGUGCAGCGCUGCUUCACCAAACUGACUCUGGAUCAGAUUGUUCCUCUGAACCGCCGCUGACCUCAGCAGCCGCUAAUCCUUCUGAUUCUGCUGCAGUCGGCUGGGUUCUGAUUCCAGACCUGCAGCCCGCCGUCAGCAGCUGCCUGGAAACUAUCACACCUUAACCCAGCGGUUCCCAAAGAUUUUCUGCCCCCCCCUAUGAAUUACAAUAAAAUCCCCUCCUCCCAAAAAAAAUCAACUGGUCCCACAUCAUUCGACCAGACAUAAACCUUUACACAUAUUUUGUUUUCAAACUCCACUGAAGUUUAUUUCACAUUUCAGG